This is a messenger RNA of Bombina bombina (fire-bellied toad), 2300 nucleotides long. It is a transcript of the gene ARHGAP22, whose product is annotated as Rho GTPase activating protein 22. NCBI's taxonomy places the organism in Eukaryota, Metazoa, Chordata, Amphibia, Anura, Bombinatoridae. Gene Ontology annotation, cellular component: focal adhesion. Gene Ontology annotation, biological process: activation of GTPase activity; signal transduction. The record is from RefSeq and is a predicted model, not a curated record. The transcript has 9 exons. The coding region runs from base 116 to 1762 and encodes 548 amino acids. Gene Ontology annotation, molecular function: GTPase activator activity.
UUAGGGGAAUAGACAGGAGACUGCUCCUAACAGAGCAUGGGGGAGCCGACCCCCCCUCACAAGGGCUGUCUGCACCUGCCCUGCUCUUACCCCCCUGGCUCUGACACUCCAUGACAUGGGACUGUGCUGCUGUCGUGACAGAGAACACCUGAGCUCAGGUGAUAAAGUUGCAGUAAAUCAUGAAGCUUUCCUUCUUAUGGCCAAUUCGCAGCAUGACAUGGAGGACUGGGUGAAAGCCAUCCGGCGAGUUAUUUGGUCUCCCUUCGGUGGAGCUGUGUUUGGUCAGCGUCUGGAGGAUGCAGUCAACCAGGAGGCUCGAUCUGCCCCACUGGUGGUGGAACAAUGUGUGGAUUUUAUACGGGAGUAUGGACUGCAAGAAGAGGGCCUGUUCAGGCUACCAGGACAAGCCACUCUUGUGAGGGACCUUCAGGAAGCUUUUGACUGUGGUGGAAAACCUCCCUUUGAUACGGACACAGAUGUCCACACUGUUGCAUCUCUCUUGAAGCUCUACCUCCGAGAGCUGCCGGAACCAGUUAUCCCAUUCAGCAGAUAUCAGGAUUUUGUAGGUUGUGCACAUAUUCUUUCCAGGGACCAAGAAGAGGGCACACAGGAGCUGUGCAGGUUGGUGAACAGCCUACCCCCUGCCAAUUAUAAUCUCUUGAAGUAUAUUUGCAGUUUUCUUGAUGAAGUUCAGUCCCACUCAGUAGUUAACAAGAUGAGUGUGCAUAAUCUGGCCACAGUCUUUGCACCCAACAUAUUGCGCCCCAAACUGCAGGAACCCCAAGAUCUAAUGAAAGGAGCAUCGCUAAUCCAGCACCUGAUGACUAUUUUAAUCCGUGAGAACAAACAGCUUUUCCCAUCAGUCAUAUGUGACACUCCAGUACGUACUUCUGGGCUGCAGAGCAGAACAGCUGAGUGGGCCCCGGGCGAGAGUGCAGCAGAACAACGAAGCACACCUUCAUUACCACAAAACACAGAAGCCUGUUUAAAUGGGAGCCGUGAGCAGACGCCAGCAAAGGGUCAAGUGUGGAACAGCUGGAGGUCAUCAUUCAGGUUCUCCAAUGUCAAGCAGGGAACCUCCAGCUCUGACCUUCCUAACCUGCCCUCCAGUGGAGCAUGGCUACUGAACGGAUUGUCCUCUUUGCGUGCGCAUCGAAGGACAUCCUCCGGAGAGAGGAAUGCCAUGCAGAGACUAUCAGUAUAUGAUAACGUUCCAUCCAGUGCACAAUCCUUGCCCAGUAGCACUUGGACCUCAUCCUGUAAUCUCUCACUGACUGACUCGCUGGGUAGCUGCCCGGCCUGCAGAGGGAGUCAGUUAUCCAAGGGCUCGGAGUCUGGAUGGCAGGUGUCAUCGUUCAACAGUGAGAGGGGCACUUUACAGCUAGCAGACAGCACAGAGCGCCUGGAGCUUUGUGUUAGUGGUAGCGAACAUAGCGAUGCUCCAACGUCAGAGUCUGGAGAAGGCUGGGCCUAUCAGAGGAUGGUUACUGAGCUGAAAGAGGAGCUGACAAAACAGAGGCUGGAGUAUGAAAGCAGGAUUCAAGGUUUGGAGAGGGCAAGAGCAGAGCUGCGCCUCCGUGUUGGCAGCCUGCAGGAGGCACUGGAUCAAGAGAAGAAACACCGUACCCUACUUGAAAUCAAACUCAGGAACUCCGAACGAGGACGUGAGGACUCUGAAAACAGAAAUGCUAUGCUGCAGAGGGAAAUGGAAGAAUUCUUUCAAACUCUGGGUAGCUUAUCCACACCCAAGGACACUGAAUGACAGAUGAACAUCACUUACAAAGGGGCAUGUGGCAGCCAGUUUGCAAAACCACAUAUGCGAGCUUAGUUUAAGAAGGGAACACGCAUAAAUAUGUAACCUCAGGGUCUAUAACCGACAAUGGGAUUUAAAAUCCUUAAAGAAAAACUGUUCCAGAGGUGCCUAAAAUUCACUACAUUUUAUGGGAUGAAAAGUAAAGAAAGUUACUUUUUAUUUGAUUUUUUUGUACUAUGUUGCACUUUUUGCGUAGUUGUGGUGAACUUGUGAAGAUAAACAGGAUGGUAUGUGAACUUUUGCAGUGAAUAUAAACUGUUUUACUGAUCCUGCAUGCCAAAAAUAUAUGUUAAGCCUGUUGUGAUGGAAGGAAUGCAUAUUCACGUGCCUAUCCCUGAAAUGAACCAGAUAGGAAUUAACUGCAGCCUUUUCCAUCUGGUGCUUCACUAAGUGACCAUUGCAAUAUUAAACAAUUUGUUUUUAAGUUAUAAAGUUGUCUAAACUUUAAGAAUAUUGCCAGUGAAAUAAUUUUAUUUAAAUGUGCAGA